Messenger RNA from Penicillium maclennaniae, 1305 nucleotides. Its product is annotated as RNA-binding protein. The transcript is spliced from 3 exons. Gene Ontology annotation, molecular function: RNA binding. Gene Ontology annotation, cellular component: nucleolus. The record is from RefSeq and is a predicted model, not a curated record. The coding region runs from base 1 to 1305 and encodes 434 amino acids. Lineage: Eukaryota; Fungi; Ascomycota; Eurotiomycetes; Eurotiales; Aspergillaceae. Gene Ontology annotation, biological process: maturation of LSU-rRNA from tricistronic rRNA transcript (SSU-rRNA, 5.8S rRNA, LSU-rRNA).
AUGGCCCCUGAUAAGAGAGAAAAGAAGCGCAAGGCGCCUGUCGUUAGCGACCCGCCUGCCAAAAAGACCAAGAAGGUCGAGGCCAAAGCCGCCGAGGCCACUAAGAGCGAUGCCCCCAAGUCAAUUUUGAAGAAGAAGGAGAAUAGCACCGCAAAGGACUCCAAGACCAAGGCCGCAUCCAAGACCAAUGGCGAGUCUGCUCGUCAAGUCAAGCCUCGCAAGCGCGCUUCCGACUUCCUCAGCGACGAGGAGAAUGAUGAGCCUGUCGCUCCCGCUCCCAAGAAGGCCUCGAACAAGAAGUCCAAGAAGGAAGAGACCGCUCCCUCUCCGGCCGCUAAGAAGGCCGCUCCCAAGGCCAAGAAGGUUGAGGCCCCAGUCGAGUCCGAGGAAGAAGACGAGGAAGAUAUCCUGUCUAUGCCUUCUGAAAGUGAGGAAGAGAUCGACGAUGCCGAGGAUGAUCAGACUGCUGCCCUUAUCAAGGGCUUCGAGAGCAGCGGUGAUGAAGACGAGUCUGGUGACGAGGGCUACAACCCCGACAAGCCGGUCCCUAAGAUUCCCGAUACCAAGAAGGCACAGAAGAAGAUCGCGAAGCAACAGAAGGGCGAUGCUCCGGAGGAGCCCGGUACCGUCUACGUGGGACGCAUUCCCCACGGUUUCUACGAGCACCAGAUGCGCGCCUACUUCUCUCAGUUCGGCGAGAUCACUCGUCUUCGUCUCUCUCGCAACCGGUUGACUGGUCGCUCAAAGCAUUACGCCUUCAUCGAGUUCGCCUCCGCUACUGUUGCUAAGAUUGUCGCCGAGACCAUGGACAACUACCUGAUGUACAGCCACAUCCUGAAGUGCAAGUACGUUCCAACGGAGUCGCUUCACCCCGAUGUCUGGAAGGGUGCCAACCGUCGCUUCAAGCGCACUCCGUGGAACCGCAUCGAGAAGAAGAGACUCGAGAAAGGCAAGAGCCGUGAGCAGUGGACCAAGCGCAUUGAGCAGGAGCAGCGCAAGCGCCAGGCUAAGGCUGACAAGCUCAAGGCUCUCGGUUACGAGAUCGAGUUGCCCCAGCUCAAGAGCGUGGAUGAAGUCCCUGUCCAGGAGCCCAAGACCAUUGAGGCUUCCGAGACCCCAGCCGAGACCCCAGCCGAAAAGCUCGUGAAGGCUGUUGAGGCCCCUGCUCCCACCGAAGAUACCCCCAAGACCAAGAAGGGCAAGAAGGUCGAUCAAGAGACGCCCAAGAAGGAGGCUGCUGCUGAGUCACCUGCGGCCACCAAGACCAAGAAGAAGGCUAAGAAGGCUACCAAGACCAAGGCGUAA